AUGGCCGCAGCCGUCGACACCGGCGGCGCUGCGAUCGUGGUCAAAGGCGUCGAUGUCUGGGCCGGCGACAGCCCUCUCAUCCUGGACGUGAACUGGAGCGUGAUGCCGAACGAGCGCUGGGCGAUUCACGGCACCAACGGUUGCGGAAAGUCGACGCUGCUCCGGGCGAUCAGCGCGGCAGCGAAUGGCGGCGGCGGCGGCCGGCUCGCGGACGGCGGCCAGCUCGUCGUGUCGUCGUCGCUGCGGCUCGGCAUGCUGGAACAGACCGCGGUGUCGGGCGCCGACACGACGGUGCGCGAGGAGGUUGUCUCGCGGAUGGAGAGGUACCAGGCGGCCAAGGCUGCGCUCGACUCGGCGGUCGAGUCGUGCGUCCUCGGCACCGACGAGGAGCUCGAGUGCCUGGAGGCGGCGCAGUCGGAGUACGCGGCCGCCGGCGGGUACGAGAUUGAGGCGCGCAUCUCAAAGGUGCUGCAGGGGCUCGGCUUCGAGACGGAGGAGUUUGACGCGCCCUGCUCCUCCUUCUCUGGCGGCUGGCAGAUGCGCAUCGGCCUCGCGCGGCUGCUGCUCUCCGAGCCGGAGAGUCUCCGACGAGCCCACACCACGGUUCGGGAGCUGCUCAUCAUGGACGAGCCCACCAAUCACCUCGACGCCGCCGCGCGCCGCUGGCUCGGCGAUUACGUGGGCGCGUACCAGGGCACGGUGCUCGUUGUCUCCCACGACGCCGAGUUUCUGCGCCGCGCAUCCAACAGCAUCGCCGAGGUCGCGGGAGGGCGGCUCGAGCUGUACAAGUCGGUGACGUACGACAAGUUCCUGGAGGAGCGCGAGGAGCGGCAGGCGCGCGUGCGGGCGACGGUGGAGGCGCAGGAGCGAGAGCGCAAGCGCAUGCAGGACUUCAUUGAUCGCAUGGGCGCAAAGGCGUCCAAGGCGACGCAGGCCAAGGACCGGCAGGGCAAGCUCGAGAGGCUGGCGAAGCAGCAGGCGGCCGCAAAGGCGCUGCUGAUUGGCCAGCAGCGCCGCCCUUCGCUCACGCUCGCAGCGCCGCCGCCGUGUGGCAUGACGCCGUUGGCGCUGGCCGGCGCCGACAUCCGCCACCCGCUCGGGGCGCAGGACAUCAUCACGGGCGCCGACCUCGCCGUGGCAAAGGGCAUGCGGCUAAUCUUGCGCGGCCCGAACGGCGCCGGUAAGUCGACGAUCCUAAAGGCCCUCGCCGGGUCGUUGCGUCUGGGCGAGGGGCAGCGCGUCGCCGACGAGCGGCUCGAGCUGGGCGUGUUUGCGCAGGACCUCGCGCAAGAGCUGCCGCAGGACGUGGUCGCGUUCGAGUACGUCUCGCAGACCGUCCGCCGGACAGACGGCACCGUCACGGACGAGCGGUGCAGGGCCGUCAUGGGUGCUCUCGGCCUCGUCGGCGACAAGGCGGCGCGAUCGAUCGGCGACCUGUCAGGCGGCGAGAAGGCGCGCGUGGCGCUCGCGACAUUCUGCCUCACGCCGUGCAACGUCCUCCUCCUCGACGAGCCGACAAACCACCUCGACGUGGACGCGAUCGCCGCGCUGCUCGACGCCAUCGGCAAGUUCAACGGAGCGCUCGUCGUCGUCUCGCACGACCGCGCCUUUUGCGAGGCGAUUGACGCCACGCACGUCGGCUAUGUCGCCGACGGCAAGGUGCUGGUCGAGGAGCGAUCGUUGCGGCAGUCCGACUUCUCAGAGUUGGACCGCGGGGUGGUGAACGUGGCGGGCGCGGUGAGCGCGCCGCCGCCGCCGCCGUCGCUGGCAGAGCCAGAGCGCACGGAGGAGGAGCGCGGGCCGCAGGACUCCGCGCCGAAGCCGCCCGAGAGCCUAGAGGACAAGAUUGCGGCGGCGGAAGCGGCGAUCGAGGCGCUCGGCGCAGAGCGGGCGAGCUGUGGGGAGGAAGGGGCAUUGCUGGCAGAGCUGGAAGAAGAGAAGCGGGGCGCGCUGCAGGCCGAGGUGGAGGCGUGGCGCGCCGAGCUGGAGGAGCGCGCUGCGCAGAGAAAGGCCGCCGAGGAGGCACUCGAAAAGGCGGAGUAUGCCACCAUCGAGGCUGACGUCGCCGAGCUCGAGGCUGCCGCGGCGAAGGCUGAGGCUGAGCUGCAGGAGGUGAUUGCCUCGAGGAAGCGGCUUCCUCAGAUGCAGCAGUUGGCGCUGGUGAAUGCGGCCGCAGCCGCGCGCCGGGCUGCAGAUGAUAAGAUGGACCGAUACUUGGAGCUUGAAGAGAUGCUCAGAGCUUGCCGAGGAGCGAGGCGCUUGAGCGCGCCAGUCGAUACAGCAUAA
Messenger RNA from Emiliania huxleyi CCMP1516, 2286 nucleotides. RefSeq lists its product as hypothetical. The record is from RefSeq and is a predicted model, not a curated record. The transcript is spliced from 3 exons. Gene Ontology annotation, molecular function: ATP binding; ATP hydrolysis activity. Lineage: Eukaryota; Haptophyta; Isochrysidales; Noelaerhabdaceae. Bases 1 to 2286 code for a protein of 761 amino acids.